This is a messenger RNA of Nelumbo nucifera (sacred lotus), 1825 nucleotides long. RefSeq names its product F-box protein SKIP19-like. Gene Ontology annotation, molecular function: protein binding. NCBI's taxonomy places the organism in Eukaryota, Viridiplantae, Streptophyta, Magnoliopsida, Proteales, Nelumbonaceae. The record is from RefSeq and is a predicted model, not a curated record.
CGUCAGAAAAACUCCACUAGUCCAGGUGACCUUAUCUCAUCGUUCAUUCAAUCAUUCUGAGUUCAUUUGAUUACCACACUUUGAGCUCGCGAGAAGGAGAGUUGAAGACGAUGAAAAUGGUGAUACUGGUUUUUCAUUAGGCCUGGCAUACCGUCAACCUUACGCCUUCUUUGAGAAUAGCAUCGUCAACCCGGUCUCUCCCUAGAAUUUCGGAUUGGUUUGAGAAACCCUAAGAAACCUCUUCUUUCGAGCAAACGAUUCGAGGACUCCUUGAGACCUUGACCUAUUCCGCGGUUUUCAUUCCGUUGCCUAAUCAUGGAAUCUGUGAGUCUAGAUUCACCCGAGGAAGUGAGGAACUGGCUUGAAUUGCCUGCGGACGUUUUAUAUCUGAUAUUUAUGAAGCUUGGUGCCAUUGAAGUCCUUGUCCGAGCUCAAGCUGUAUGUUCUUCAUGGAGGAAGCUUUCCAGAUCACCUCAACUUUGGCGAUGCAUAGAUAUGCGGGAAGUGCAGGAUUACUACCACACUGAUUAUGACGUAGAGAAUCUGGAGAAAAUGGCAUUGAAUGCCAUAGAUAGGAGCGACGGGCAAUUGAUCGAAUUUUCAGCGGAACAUUUUACAACCGACAAAGUUCUGGAGCGUAUCACCGAUAAGUCAAGUCCUCUAAGAUGCCUUCGGUUAGUGUCUUGCUAUAAGAUUUCAGAUGAAGGGUUGAUGGAAGCAGCUAAAAAGCUGCCCCUAUUGGAGGAGCUACAACUUUCCUACUGUUCAAUCUCAGAAGAAGCACUCGAAGCUGUGGGCAACUCGUGCCCUCAGUUGAAAUCCUUCAGAUUGAACUGCCACGGGUACAGGAGCCCACAUAUCGAGUCUAAUGAAGAAGCACAUGCUAUAUCAAAAAGCAUGCCUGAGUUACGCCACCUCCAUCUUUUUGGAAAUAAGCUGAAUAACGAUGGUCUGCAGGCCAUUCUUGAUGGUUGUCUCUAUCUUGAAUCCCUUGACCUCCGCCAGUGUUUCAAUGUUGAUCUAGCAGGAGACUUGGGAAAGAGAUGUGGAGAAAUGAUCAGACAUCUGAGACCUCCCAAUGAUUCCACCGAUGAUUAUGAGUUCAGUGCUGAAAUUCAUGAUGAUCCAUCUUUUGUUGAUUCGUUCUCAUCUGGAAUUUCUGACAUUUAUUAUGAUGAUUACUUUGGAUAUUUUGAUGAUAGUGGCCUCUCCGACUACGAAGAUUUCAGCUUUGAGCCCUUUAUAUUGGUUUGAUGGUGUUCACCUAAUCACAUCAUAGAUUUGAAGACUGAAGAAAAAUUUGGGAAGACCUGUUUUUGGAUGGAGUGCAGGUCCAGCUGGUUUCCAGGCUCUGUUCCUCUUAAAGCAAGAAAGCACAGUUUUCUUAUUGUGACUAGCUUAACAUGCCCUUGGAUAGGUUAAUUAGAAAAUCAAUAUGAGCUUUAUGGAAUAAUCCUGGAUUACCAAUGGCUGCAUUCAUCAUUUUCUGAUAUUAUUCGGAGGGGUGGGGGAGAAUUGGGGUUUUGUGCAGAAACAUGAAGUUAUUUUCUAUUCACAGUUGAUGUUAAAUCUUAAUUAUUUUUUAUUUUUUGUAGGCUUUGUUGAUGCGAAGAACGGCAUGAUGAUUAUCUGUCUUUUGAUUUUCACAAUAAUGGGGUACCCCUCCUUAAGGACAGAAUGUAGAAUGAAAUGAUCGAUUUGGUAUAGCUAACUCCCAGAAUAUUAUCUUGGGCGAGUUACUAUGUUUGUAUUUAUUCUUUUCUGUGGGUAAAUGUUGUGUAUGUUUAAUUGUUUAUUGUCCAAAUACUCUUUGAUUUGGAUGCCA